UACCAAAAUAAUUAAAAUAAACGAACAAAACAAAAAAUGCGGUGCCCGUACUGCUCGGCGGCGCAGGGGCGGUGCACCACCACGUCAAGCGGCCGGUCAAUAACCGAGUGCACCUCCUGCGGCCGCGUAGUAGAGGAACGCCAAAGCCAAUCCCACCACCUCUUCCACAUUCGCGCUCAAGACUCUCCUCUCUGUCUCGUCACUUCCGACCUCCCCACUCUCCCUGUCCCCGCCACCACUGACUCCAACCCCACAUCCAACUCCGACGACGAUGACCCUUUUGAACCCACAGGCUUCAUCACCGCUUUCUCAACGUGGUCUCUCGAGCCAUACCCAUUAUUCGCUCAGUCUUCGAUUUCCUUCGCCGGUCACUUAGCUGAGCUGGAAAGAGUCCUGGAAACGACGUCGUCCUCCUCUUCCUGUUCUUCUUCUUCCGGGUCGAAUUCUUCUGGGCCUUCAGUGGUUGUGGAUAAUUUGAGGGCGUAUUUGCAGAUUAUUGACGUGGCUUCAAUACUGGGGCUUGAUUAUGAUAUAUCUGAUCACGCUUUUCAGCUUUUUAGGGAUUGUUCUUCCGCUACUUGCUUGAGAAAUCGAAGCGUUGAAGCUCUUGCUACUGCUGCGCUUGUUCAGGCCAUCAGAGAAGCUCAAGAACCCAGAACCCUCCAGGAGAUAUCAAUUGCUGCUAAUUUACCCCAGAAGGAGAUCGGAAAGUAUAUAAAGAUACUUGGAGAAGCUCUUCAAUUAAGUCAACCUAUUAAUAGCAAUUCCAUAUCGGUUCAUAUGCCGAGGUUCUGUACGCUUCUCCAGCUCAACAAAUCAGCUCAGGGGCUGGCGACUCAUAUUGGCGAGGUUGUUAUCAACAAAUGUUUCUGCACUCGUAGAAAUCCUAUUAGCAUUUCUGCAGCUGCUAUAUACUUGGCCUGCCAACUGGAGGAUAAACGCAAGACCCAGGCUGAGAUCUGUAAGGUCACUGGACUUACUGAAGUGACACUUCGUAAGGUUUACAAGGAACUAUUGGAGAAUUGGGAUGAUCUGCUGCCAUCAAAUUACAGCCCAGUUGUCCCUCCAGAGAAAGCAUUCCCAAUGGCAACUAUUGCCUCAGGUCGUUCUUCGACACCUAGAGCUGAUUUAGUUGAAGUGCCCUCCUCUGACAAGCAGACUGAAAGCAAGAAUCCUAGAACAAGUGAUGUUCUAGAUACAUGCCAUGUCGCUAAAAAUAAAGAGGAAACUGAAAAUAGAGAUAGCAUCCAUAGGAGUCAAAGUCUUCCAAUGCACAGAACACUAUUUUUGUGGAAAUCCCAGCCUCCAGUUAGAAGUGCUACAGUAAAUACACCUGCUGACAAGAUUCAGAAUAUAACUCAGGAAAUGGAUAUUGAUCCAAGGAGCCAGACUGGGUCAGAUGAAAAAGUCGUAGCCAGUUCUAUGAGGCCUGUCCUUUUUUCUGCUCCUACUUCCAGUGCAGGUUCCCUCUCUUGGCCAUUGCAUACAACAUCAUCAGGGUUUUCCCCAUCUGGUCAGCUUGUGCAUCCACGUAAUAUGGCUUCCAAUGGUUUGGAUGAAAUGACCCCACGUCAAAAUGAAAAUAAGAAGGGGAACCAACGUGUUGAUACGUGAAUGAAAUCUGGUCUUAGUUUUUUCCUGUAUUCUUCAGUUGCAAAACGUGCAUGUUUUCCAUAGUUACUUGGCUCAAUUUAGGAUUCCUUGUGUCAUUUAGGACACUGUUGGGAUGGAUGCUUCAUGGCUCCUUUUUGUAUGUUCGUGGUUAAGGAAAAGACAAACGAUUCUGUUUCCAUACAUUUUCUUACAGAAGUAAGCAUGUUUUUGCAAAUAAA
Messenger RNA from Coffea eugenioides, 1832 nucleotides. RefSeq names its product plant-specific TFIIB-related protein 1. Gene Ontology annotation, biological process: DNA-templated transcription initiation; transcription preinitiation complex assembly. Lineage: Eukaryota; Viridiplantae; Streptophyta; Magnoliopsida; Gentianales; Rubiaceae. The transcript is spliced from 3 exons. The record is from RefSeq and is a predicted model, not a curated record. Gene Ontology annotation, molecular function: TBP-class protein binding. The coding region runs from base 37 to 1614 and encodes 525 amino acids. Gene Ontology annotation, cellular component: nucleus; transcription preinitiation complex.